This is a messenger RNA of Austrofundulus limnaeus, 2787 nucleotides long. It is a transcript of the gene cunh6orf47, whose product is annotated as chromosome unknown C6orf47 homolog. Lineage: Eukaryota; Metazoa; Chordata; Actinopteri; Cyprinodontiformes; Rivulidae. The record is from RefSeq and is a predicted model, not a curated record.
AAGCAUCUUCACUGCAACAAGACGGACUUCACCGACGGUUUGACACGUGGACUGACCUGUGUUGCAGAACUCUGGGAACAUAUAUUUGCACAUUUUUAACCUUCAUACAAACUAAUGGUGAACUUCUGGUCGAUCAGUUGUGGUGUAGCCGAGGCUAAGAGUCCGGAGGCUAGCUGGAUGUGAUGUGGAGCCGCUCCCAGGAUCAACAGCUUCACUCUGUAGACCUGUCUGCUUCAUUAAAGCACGGUUUUAUUUUCCUGGGCCCACGUCGAAUCAGUGGAACUGGUUUCCCCACACCUACGGGUGUGUCUAUGACCUGGAGAGCAUGUCGCUUGGGCCUGCUGAAUCCCUGUGAAGAACUGUUUUAGAUCAAAGAAAAGAGGGGAAACAAAGGACUGACCACUCUUAAGUUUAUAACAGAGUCAUGACAGCUGUGCUGGGCAGGGCCUGGGGCUGGGUGCGCGCCUGGGGCAGCCAUGGCCCACCAGAGAAAACCACCGCUCUGAUAGUUGAGACCCCAAAACCACAGGAAAAGGGCGGCUGGGGUCUCAGAGGAUGGACUUCUUGGAUGUGGAGGAAACAAAGUGACCACAGCGGAGCAGCAGAGGAGUUCUGGGAGGCCCAGGAGAAGCUGCAGCCUGUGGAAAUAGAAGAGCUCAGAGCAGGGAAACUGGAGGCUCAAGCAGCUUUGCAACAACCCAAGUGGUGGAGCAGAUAUCUCCCAACGUUGUACCUGUGGCCCAGAAAGCCUGAGCUGUCAGGACUGAGGCAAAGGAAAGGUGACGGUCGGAGGGAACAUGACAUUGAUGGGGACUUCUCAGAUUAUGGAACACCUCCUCCGUCUCCUACGCCCUUCUCCUCUCAGCUGACCUCUCCUUUCCGACUCUUCGCGCACGGCUGGAACAUGGAAAUCGUGCCCGAGCAUUACGACAUCUGCUUCAAUUUCCUCCGUCACCUGUUCGAUCUGUUCGUCGUCGCCUUCCUGUGGACCGUGUCCCCUCCGGCCAAGCUGGUCCUGGAGGUGCUGGGGGUCCAGGGAGCGCUGAGGCUGUGGUUCCAUGGCAUGGCCAUGUUUUUUGUGUCCACAGCUGGGAUGGCCGGAUUACUCUGGCUGAUCCAGGAGUAUCUCCCUCAGUUUGCUUUAAUCUACGGCAUCAUCCAGGCGUUGGUGAUCUCGGUCAGCGUUCGACAGAGCGUGUUCCUCGGUGUGGAGGAAGGUGAAGAAGGAAAUGACGAGGACGUGAAGGAGACGGAUGAAAUGAGAGACACUAAAGAUCAUGGAGACAAUCCUUCGUCUAAAUAAGAGCAUAUGGAGAGUUUAUUAAAGGAUCCACUCUUCACCUCCACAGCUGGUCUUUUCUGAUGACGACCUGCUGCCUCUGCAAUCACCACUACGACUGUUAGUGCACCACUGUUGGUGCAGUGUGAGUCCAGGAUUGUAUUACCCUUAAAGCUCAAGUUGUGCUACUUUCACUUUAUGUUCCACAUCUGCACCUUCCAGACAUGUUGGCUCAAACAUUCACAGUGCUUUAAUGAUCAGGCAGCACUGCGGUGUAAAUAACGUUUACGUUAAAGUCGUAAGAAGCCCAGUAUGUAACUGAUCUUGUGUGCUUUAUUUAUUGUCUUGUGAGAAUACUUUACUCAUUUCUACAAUGAGACGGUGACGGCCUUUAUUCAGUUUGUGGACAGGAAGUGAACUCAUCGAGCCCUGAAACCAAAACAUGAAGCCUGAAAUCUGAAUUUCUCCACCGGAGAAGGAAAAAACGAACCUGAUUCAAACACUACUCUAAACUUUAAAUAGAUUUUUUUUCUUUCUUUAGCAUCGUUGUAGUCUUUUCGUUUGCACUCCUCACACAGCUCAGAGUGUGACGCUGCCUUUCACAGAGAGGUUCUCCUGUGUGACAUUAGUGACCGUGCCUUUCUGUUCGUGACCAUUUGAAUCUGUUGAAGGAGGCAGAACCCUGAGAGAACCACACACGGGUGUACAAACUUUAACAAACACAGCCAUAAGAUGUGCUGCUUUACGCCUCACCUGUAGAACACAAAUGUUUGGACAGAUUUUUUGUUAAAAUAAGGUCUUAGAUAAAAAAUUAAAGUGGUAAUUUGACCAUUUUGAAGUGGGCUUCUGUGUAAAGCUGCUUUUUUUCUAGAAAUAGUUUAUCCAGAAAUAUUAUGUCACUGACAUGUAAAAAUAACAAACAGGAAACUAACAGUAGGGCUGAGUGUUCAGUCACUAAAUACUGAGUGUUUGUAAUCAGUGAGAAGAGCAGACACAUUUUGUGCUGCAAGUUUUUUGAAAAUUACGACUAAUUGAAAACUCUAUUCUAGCUUUUGCACCCGCCUCCGCCUCCUCCAGAUCUGUAAUUUAAUCUGUCAGAGUGCUCUUUUGAAAUGAAGAUGACUUGAUUUGCAGAUUAAUAAUUUAUCAUGGGCGUGAUUUUUUUUCCCACCUGCACAGACGCGUUAGAAACGCCCUCAACUCUGAUUGUUUUGAAAGAAAAUUUGUUGCAGUUUAUUUUUAAAACUCUAAACAAGACGACAAGCUUCUGCAGCAAGUUAAAUGAAACCCCUGCAAGCUGCGUGGUGUUUUGGAUUCCUCACUAAAGCUGUGUUGCUAAUUGCAGCUCAGAUAGUUUCCUACGUUGCAGCAACAAUCACUAGUUUUUCUUCCUGUGUGGAAACAUGAGGGCAGCUUGCACACAGUGUGGCUCCUCUUAAAGGCACAGUGUGUAGGAUUUGUUGUUUUCAGCGACAUCUAGUGGUUGAGUGGUUGAAUCAUCCUCCCUG